Coprinopsis cinerea okayama7#130 is the source of this 1584-nucleotide messenger RNA. Its product is annotated as O-methylsterigmatocystin oxidoreductase. The coding region runs from base 1 to 1584 and encodes 527 amino acids. The transcript has 10 exons. Gene Ontology annotation, molecular function: oxidoreductase activity, acting on paired donors, with incorporation or reduction of molecular oxygen; monooxygenase activity; heme binding. Lineage: Eukaryota; Fungi; Basidiomycota; Agaricomycetes; Agaricales; Psathyrellaceae. The record is from RefSeq and is a predicted model, not a curated record.
AUGAGCACCAGCGCAUUCGAGGCUUUGCUUUCCCCACACUCCUUUUCUUCUGAACUUAAAGCUUAUGUCCUCGCUGUGCUUCCCGUUUUCCUCUACUUUGCCGCCAAGUCGAUUUCUUCUGGAAAGAAUGCCAAAAGCAAGCAGCCUUUGCCACCUGGCCCCAAGGGCAAGCCAAUAAUCGGUAACAUGUUGGAUAUUCCGCAAGUGAAGCCAUGGUUGGUUUACAAGCAAUGGGGCGAAACCUACGGAAACAUCGUCCAUGUCAACGCUCUGGGACAAUCUAUUGUCGUUAUCAACAAACUCGACCAAGUCAUCGACCUCUUGGAGAAGAGAUCGACGAAUUACUCUGACCGCCCAGGAUUGCCAAUGCUGGAUAUGAUGGACUACAGUUUCAGCUUCGGUCUCAUGCCAUACGGCCAGGACUGGCGUCGCCACCGCAAGGUGUUCCACCAAUAUCUCCAUGCACACAUGGUCCCCCGCUACAACCCUAUCCAAGAGCAAGAAGUUAUCCCGUUCGCUCGUAACCUCUUAACCUCCCCCGAAAAGUUCCUCCUCCACACCCGAGUUUUGUUCGCCUCAAUUAUCAUGCGAGCGUCGUAUGGCUUCGAGAAGGUCAACUACGACGACGAGCUGAUUUCUGACGCCGAAAACCUCCUCCACGCCUUCGCCGAGGUUAUUGUCCCAGGUCGAUACCUCGUCAACCACAUCCCCAUCUUGCGACACAUCCCCUCGUGGUUCCCUGGCGCAGGUUUCAAGCGCAAGGUUUGGGAAAUGUCUCGGUUGUCUGAGAAGUCUGUUUGCAUGCCAUUCGAGAUGGCCAAGCGACGCGGACGCGAGAAUGCUCUCCCCAGCAUGGCCACUGACCUGAUUGAACAGCUUCCCGCCGAGAAUGAUCCUAAACGCGAAGAGGAGGAAACCGUGGUCAAGAAAGCCAUUGCAAACGCCUAUGUCGCUGGUGCCGAUACCACUGUCGGUACCGGUCAUGCCCUCUUCCUAGCUCUCGCUAUGAACCCCGAAGUUCAACGAAAAGCACAAGCCGAAAUUGACGCCGUUAUCGGUCCCGGACGUCUGCCUCUCAUUCGCGACCGAGAGCGUCUCCCAUACGUUCAAGCAGUCGUGAAGGAGGUUACUCGCUGGCACACUGCGCUGCCCAUUGGUGUUCCUCGCAAGGUCACCGAAGACGACGAAUAUAUGGGAUACCACAUCCCCAAGGGGGCCAUCCUCAUGGUCAACCAAUGGGCUAUCAAUCACGACCCCGAACUUUACGACGACCCCAUGACCUUCAACCCCGACCGAUUCAUCAAGGAUGGCAAGCUUAAUCCUGAGGUUCCAGACCCCACUAACGUGGCUUUCGGCUUCGGUCGCAGGAUCUGCCCCGGACGUCACUUCAGCAACGAUUCCGUCUUCAUCCUUGCCGCGACCCUGUUUGCACUCUUUGAUAUCAAACAGUCUAAAGACGAGGCAGGAAACCCCAUCCCCCUCGAAUUGGAUGUCACUUCUGAUACCGUCUCUGCUCCUCUGCCCUUCAAAUGCGAUAUUGUUCCCCGUUCCGCUGCUGCUGUGUCAUUAAUUCAAAAAUCAUAA